AUGAAGGACAUCGUCGACCGCCAAGCGCAAAAUGCGCAACCAGAUCCCGAAAUCGUCAAGGCCGCCGCCGCAGCAGCGGCAGCAAAUAGCCCGCCCGAUGCUAACCAGCUGCCCAUCGAUCCGAAUCAGCUUUUAUCCGUCCUCGGCCUCAUUAGACCUCAACCUCAAGCAACGGGGAACCCAGGAGGAGCCCCUGCCAAUGGCCUACCGCCGAACAACAACGCCAAUGUCCCAACAGUCACCAUCUUCGUAACCGUGACGCCUCCUGCUGCGACACAGACGGUAAUGAUCAUGGUUCCGACUACAGUCACGGUAACCGCAACACUGGCGCCACCGCCGCCGUCUGCACCUCCAGGUAAUGCACCAGUACCGGUGCCUGCGCCGCCUCCGCCUCCAGUCAAUACACCGCCGCCGCCGCCGCCACCGCCGCCGCCUGUGAAUAGCCCACCGCCACCUCUACCUCCUAUGAGCUCUUCAAUAGGACUUCCAAUGCCGAUACCACCGCCGGCUCCGGGUGCGACUCCUCCUCCAACGGGAGCGAAUCCUUUGCCGCCCCCAGCGGCAGCUAUCCCACCCGCAUCAUCAGCGUCAACGUCAGCAGCACCAAAAGGCGCUGGAGGAACUCCCACUGCUGUCGUCUUGCUGGGUGUCUUUGGAGGUGUUGCCGGUGUUUCUUUAUUGGCGAUGGGGUUGUUCAUCUUUGGCUUAAUGAAGCGUAGGAAAGCUAAGGCCAAAUCGGAUACUGCCAGCGUUAGUAGUUUGCAAAUUGGAAGGCCCAUGCCUAACUAA
Colletotrichum truncatum is the source of this 789-nucleotide messenger RNA. RefSeq lists its product as uncharacterized. Lineage: Eukaryota; Fungi; Ascomycota; Sordariomycetes; Glomerellales; Glomerellaceae. The record is from RefSeq and is a predicted model, not a curated record.